Molecule: messenger RNA, 6194 nt
Organism: Salvelinus fontinalis (brook trout)
Lineage: Eukaryota; Metazoa; Chordata; Actinopteri; Salmoniformes; Salmonidae
Gene: sik3
Product: SIK family kinase 3
Exons: 25
Coding region: 22-3864 (1280 amino acids)
Biological process (GO): microtubule cytoskeleton organization; protein phosphorylation; intracellular signal transduction
Cellular component (GO): cytoplasm
Molecular function (GO): protein serine/threonine kinase activity; tau-protein kinase activity; ATP binding
Source: RefSeq, a predicted model, not a curated record
AGGGCGGGAGGCGUGCCCGCGAUGCGCGCUGCGCAAGGCUGGUUGUUGUUCCCGCAGAGAGGCGAGAAGAUGGCGGCCGUGUCAAGCGGAGAUGCAGCUGGGUCCGCUGCGGCCGGGAUUACGCACUCUACCCGACCGGCCCACGCAGGCAUGGGCGCCCAGAACCGAGCACAGCCAUCCUCUGGGAUCAGCCACUCCAAUCGACCUACCCCGGCUGCGGGGUGCAUCACCAACCCCGGCCAUCCCUUGGCCAGCAGGCCCCCCCCAGCCCGAGUGGGCUACUACGAAAUCGAGCGGACCAUCGGCAAGGGGAAUUUCGCUGUUGUUAAAUUGGCAACACACAUCAUCACCAAAGCAAAGGUGGCCAUCAAAAUAGUGGACAAGACCCAGCUGGACGAUGAGAACCUGAAGAAGAUCUUCAGGGAGGUGCAGAUCAUGAAGAUGCUGAGGCACCCUCACAUCAUUCGUCUCUACCAGGUAAUGGAGACCGAGAGGAUGAUCUACCUGGUAACAGAGUAUGCCAGUGGCGGGGAGAUUUUUGACCACCUGGUGGCCCACGGCAGGAUGGCGGAGAAGGACGCGCGGCGGAAGUUCAAGCAGAUCGUGGCGGCCGUCCACUUCUGCCACUGCCGCAACAUCGUCCACCGAGACCUGAAGGCCGAAAACCUGCUCCUGGAUCACAACCUCAACAUCAAGAUUGCAGACUUUGGCUUCAGUAACCUGUUCUCCAGAGGUCAGCUACUAAAGACCUGGUGUGGGAGUCCUCCCUAUGCUGCCCCAGAGCUCUUCGAAGGGAAGGAGUACGACGGACCCAAAGUGGACAUCUGGAGUUUGGGCGUGGUGCUGUAUGUUCUGGUGUGCGGUGCCUUGCCGUUUGACGGCAGCACCCUCCAGAACCUGAGGGCCCGGGUGCUGAGCGGGAAGUUCCGCAUCCCCUUCUUCAUGUCCACAGACUGUGAGUACCUGAUCCGACACAUGCUGGUGCUGGAGCCCAGUAGACGCCUCUCCAUGGAGCAGAUCUGUAAGAACAAGUGGAUGAAGCAGGGAGACCCCGACCCAGAGUUUGAGAGGUUGAUAGUGGAAUGUGAGCAGGUGAAGUCUGAGCGGGAGACCGAGCUCAUUAACGAGCAGGUGCUGAUGGCCAUGUCUGAGAUGGGACUGGACCGCGAGCGCACACUCCAAUCUCUGCACACGGAUGCGUACGAUCACUACAGCGCCAUCUACAGCCUGCUCUCUGACCGCCUGAAGAAACACAAGACCCUGCGCGUGGCCCCGCCCACGCCACGCCCCAUUGGCUACCCUCUCAACGCUGUACAGACGGAUCAGCAGGGUAAUCCCGUUAGCAUGAAUGUCCCUCACGUCCAGCUGAUCAACCCAGAGAACCAGAUCGUUGAGCCGGACGGAAACAUGGCCCUGGACAGUGAUGACGCGGAGGAGCCGUCUCCAGAGGCCAUGGCUCGCUACCUGUCCAUGAGGCGUCACACUGUGGGCGUCCCAGACCCCAGGACGGAGAUGCAGGAGGAUCUGCAGAAGCUUCCCCCUGGGUUCCCCCGUGUGGCCCCCCAGCCCCCCUUCCCUAUGCCCCCCACCAUGGGCCACAUGCACACACUGAUGCCCACCCAGAACCCACACCUGCAGCCCACACAGCAGCUGGAAUACAAGGAGCAGUCCCUGCUGCAGCCCCCCACCCUGCAGCUGCUGAAUGGCAUGGGACCCCUGGGCCGCAGGGCCUCGGAUGGUGGGGCCAACAUCCAGCUGCACGCCCAGCUACUGAAGAGGCCACGGGGACAGUCCCCUCUGGUCGCCAACCCUCACCCCAUCCCGGCUGUGGCUCCGGUGGAUGAGGAGGGUUCUGACGGGGAGCCCGACCAGGAGGCGGUGCAGAGGUACUUGGCGAACCGCUCCAAGCGGCACACGACGCACGCGCUCAUGAGCACGGCGCACGGCGGUGAGCCGCUGGCAGACUCGCAGAGGCCCCAGGGCUCCCGACAGAGGGGGUGGGCCCCGGAGCAGCACUGCCGGUCCAUCUACAAGGACUGUAACACCCUGCACUUGCCCAUGGAGCGUUUCUCCCCUGUGAGGCGCUUCUCCGAUGGGGCCACCACCAUCCAGGCCUUUAAGACCCACCUGGAGAACAGCAGCCUCAUCAGGCAGCUCAAACAGGAGUGUGAGCAGCUGCAGAAGAUGUACGCUUUCCCCCAGGACGAGCGGCUGCUUGAGCACACACAACAACAGCAUUUCCUGUACCAGCAGGAGCAGCAGAUUCUACACCAGCAGAUACAGGCCCUGUCUUUGGGACACGGAGACUGCCAGCCCAGUCACCUUACCCACCAGCUCCAGAGGUUGCAUAUCCAGCCCUCCAGCCCACCGCCUACACAUGCCAGCAACCACCUUUUCAGACAGCCCAAUCAGAGUCCCCCUCCAACAGCGAUGAUGCAGGGGCAUGGUGUACCAUCAGCGGUGCAGUACCAGCACGCCCCCGCCCUCUACCAGCCCUCCAGCGGGAGUCCCCCCCCUUGCGGCCUUUGCCCCGUCACACUGCCCCCCCAGCAGCAGCAGCCCUGCUCCUCUUCCCGUGGGGGGGGCGUCCCCAUGCCCCAGCAGCAGGUGACUAUCCAGGUGCAGGAGGUGGAGCUAGGAGGGGGCGGGGCCCUGCAGCGCCAGCAGCAGGCUUUCCUUUCCACGCCGUGCUCUCACCGGGUCCUGGGGAAGCAGCUGAGCGCAGACAAUGCCGAGACCCACAGUCGCAGCCUCGGACGGUUCAACACGUACGACCAGGCCGCCUUCAACCCCCAUCUGUUCGGCGAGGGGUCUCGGCCAUCGGGGGUGGUGGGUGGCUACAACCCCUACCUCCAGGGGACCUCCCUCAAGGUUCCAGGGAUGGAGGGCUACCAGGGUGGGGUGGUUGGUGGCGCUGGAGGCGGGGGCUACGGGAGCCCCUCUGCCCUGCAGCAGGCUCUCCUCUCCCCCACCCCCCUGGAGUACCGGCCCCAGCAGCACGUCACCCCCACCCUACAGGGUCUCCUCUCCCCCCGCCACUCCCUGACGGGCCACGCCGACCCCCGCCUGCCCCCCCAGGACCUGGCCUCCCUGCUGAAGAGGCAGAGCCCUCGUCCGGCACCCCCCAAUUCCCCCAACGUGCCCCAGGACUACACGGAAAUGCUGCUGCUGCGCCAGCUCGGCCAAGGGGAGUCUCUGGAGCCGGGAAGCCCCUACCACCACCUCCUCCAGAUCAGGCCCCCAGAUGUCCAGCCCCCCAGCCUGCCCCACUCAGAGAGCAUGGAGGAGGAUGACCUGCCACCCGGCUACCAUGAGGGUCUCCUGGCCAAGGCCCAAGGCUGUGGGGACGGCCAUGACCUGCUGGGCCCCCCCCAGGGAGGGACGCCCCCCUACAACUCCCCCACACACAGACACGGCUACAUCAGGAGCACCACCACAACCAGAGACAAUGAGCAUGUUGACUGCAGGACCCAGGGGCAGCAGGUUAUGGAGCAGGGCGUGCCUGACCGUAACGGAGUGGGCUACUCUACCAGGGGCCCCCAGGGGGACGGCUAUCGGCCCCGGGGCCAGCUACAGCGCCACCACACCAUCCAGACCUGCGACGAUGCCUAUGACCAGGCCGAGCCCAUGUCUGGGAUGAGCCUAUUGGCUGGCAAGGCUCUGAGCUCCGCCCGCAUGUCUGACAUCCUCAGCCAAUCAUCUCUGACAGGAAGCCAGCAGCUCCACCAGCGGGAAGAGUCAGUAUGUGACGUGGAGGGAGAGCUCCACGCUGGAGCCUGCUACCCGUCGUCCUGCACCAGCAACAUCCUUCAUAGCUACAAACCCCCAGACCUGCAGUACAGCAUGGAGCAGGCCGGGGUCUAACACAGGAGCGUCUUCUGUGUAUAAAGGUCCACAUCAGCCACCUGUGUUGAGCAGCAUCACGCCAAACCGCCAUUGUCUGUCUGGAGGGGGCGCUGUCCGUCAGUCAUGGGGCUUGGGGGAGGGCAGGCAGCCUGCAGGCUGCAGCCCGGGGUGGGUGGGGGGGGAUUGGCUGGGCGAGGGGAGUGGGUUCAAUGGCAGCAUUCUGUUCUGCAUAGCCAUCUAGCAAGCAUUGCCAUCAUUGGCUCUCUCCAUUUCUGCUCUUCCGUCUGAUUGGAUAGAUUGAGCUCUGCUUCCCCCAUUCACUUCUUCCUUCCUACCCCCUUGCGGUCCCGCUCUCCUGCCACCCUUACCCCCCCUCCUCCUCCUAACUGUUGCCAUAGCAACACACUCAUGCGCCUCAAUGUCCCAGACAUUCAUACAGGCAAAACGUAGAGAUAACAUAAACUUACACAUGCACACACUCAGCCACAAACCCAAAGUAUUCACACCAAGUCUGUGCGCAGGGAUUCCUGUGAGGUUCUGUCCGCUCCUCCCUCUCCCCUCCACUGUAUUCCAGUGGACCAUUCCGGAGCGGGCUGUGAUCUCAGAGCCUAUGAGGCUCUCUCUCUCUCUGAGUGACCCAUUCCAUUGGGCUUGCAGGGGUGGGAUUGGGUCAGGCUCAGAGGCGCUAAAAAACAUAACAAAGGAGCUCAGUGACAUCGAGGAUCGCACAGCACAACCAGCUCUCAUUUUUUAUUUUGUUUUCCUGUUCUGUUCUUUUGAUUCAUUGUUUUUAAAAUUCAUUUUUACGGGCUAAUGUUCAUCUAGAAAUUAUGAUCAUUAUUGUUAUUACUGUUUUCUGUAAAAUAAUUAUUGUUAUUAUGAUUAUAAUGAGAAUUAUUAUUAAAGGAGAAAAAAAACUGUUCUGUGUUGCAAGGAAGACAACAUUUAAGUUUUGAUUACUUAAGUAAUUCUGCACUUUCGGUUCAAGCUAUCUUUAAUUCUUUUCCCUGUUUACCCUCCCAUACUGCCUUCUCCUUUUCUCACUCCCUUGUUCUCUCUUGUUUUAUGCCCUUCUCUGCCCCCCCCCCCCUCCCGUUCUUCAUUCCAUCCUUCUCUAUCCCUCUUUUUCCACUCCCCAUCACUCCCCUGCCACCUUUUGUGACAGUGUGGCAUUGUGUGUAGUUUUAACAGACAUGCUUCCCCUUCCUCCCCUGUACAGCGACACCAUGUAUAGACCACAAUUGCUGUAUCCCAUUUUUUCGGUGGGGGUGUUGGGGAGGCAUUUUUUAUAUUAUUAUUAUUUGUAUUUUUUGGAUGUCUUCAGAUAUCUUCUUUUUUUUCUCUUCUGAAUAUUGAGAUUUUUAGCCAAAAGAGUACAGGGAGAAAAUUCUCCUUCGUUGUCAUAAAAAAAGAUUGUUCUUAUUGUUUUAUUAUCGAGACACUUGAAGAGGAGAGUGGUUAUUUGUUACUUUUUAUCAUUUCAAUCAUUGAUCUCGUCGUCGUUGUUAUUGUUCUCUGUUUUUUUGGGGUAGAUUUGGUAGGCAAUGAGUUGUGGGGUGGUUCGGUGCUGGGAAUGCAGUCAUUGAAACGGAGGGGAACUGUAAUAUAGCUGACCUAUCAUCACCAUCAUCGUAAAACAUUUUAGAGGCGGAGAUGGACAGACCCCUUUUCCACUCGUUCCCCCGAUCUGCAGUGGUACCCUCCGUCUCGGACCUCAUCGCCCCCUUAUUGGCCAACACACACUGGACAUUGCCUCUUCUCCCGACUCUGGCCCAGCUACGGCCACAUCCAAGGAGGAGACUACUACUCUGCACAUGUGCUGCCUCCCUUUUCUAUCUCUUUCUCACUCUCUCGUUCCCUCCCUUCGUCACAUGAUCAUCAAGUGAGACCUACUCCAGUCCCAAUCCUGAAUUCAGUCCUUCAUCUCUUCAGAGGGAGAGAAAUGAGGAACUGACCAGAGACAGCCCGUUUGCUUCAGUUUGACCCCAGCGCAGUAUGUACAGUUCAGAUAGUGAGCAGAGGGGGUGGGAGAAUGAUCCGCCUCCCUAUCCCCACCUUGUCUGCAGGACUCCCAGUGCAUCAUGGUCCAGCGAGGGACUGUGAGUGUGUUGCUGAUGAGUGACCACCUCGUUGUCUUCUUCCUGGUCUGUUUCUGUCUGACUUCCCUCUCAUCAUCUGUAAACCGGCUCUUUGCUCGGCACCUGUAUCCUAUGUUCUCUUUUUCUAUUGUUUAUUUUGUUUUUGGGAGUACAAAAAUACUAAAGUGCAACAACGAUGAUUAAAUAGAAUACCAACCAAACUGAGAUUAAUUAAAUACAUAUAUAUAAAUAAAUAAUUUAAAAAGACAA